AUGGAUUCACCACCACUUCCAGCAACCAAUGGCACCUCACUUACAAAGCACCCUGAAUCCAAUGGGUCUUCUUCACUAUCCAAACACGAGUUCGAACGCCAAGUAGCCGAGCUACUAGAAUCUCAAGUCAAUUGCCAACAGCACAUGUCCAACGACAUGAAAGCAGUACAAAGCACCAUUCAACAACUCAAGACCGCCAUCGAUACCAUGGAUAUCAAAACACGUCGUCUACAAGAGCUGGUAUCCAAUGUUACGCCUAAGCUACAUAGUCUCCAGGAUACCUUAUCGCAACUCGUAUCAGAGCAACAGCAUUUAAUACCUGAAGUGGUAUCUUCCGUAUGCAACAGGACUGGUACCAGCAUCAAUGACAAUGACAAUAGCGCCAAGGAAGUUCAAACUAUUAUUGAAGGGUUUCUGAAACGAGUAACGGAUCAAAUGCAGUCCACAGUCGAGGAACAUCAUCAAGCUCUCUUCAAGAUGUUGGAUGCCGACAACAAAUUGAAUUUGCAUAAGACACAAUCACCACACCCAUCUUCUUCUCCUCCUCCUCCUCCUCCUCAACAACAACAACAACAACGAUCCUCACCACCCAAGCGAUCAUGGCCAUCACGUAUGAUUGUAUGUCCAGAACUUUCAGAUGAUGAUGAUGAUGAAGAAGGUAUCGAAGGAUAUGAAAACAGCCAACAACAGAGCAAGAUUAACAAUGAUGAUAAUGAUGAUGCCAAGAAGGAUUUGGGGAGGCAAGUAUAUUAUACACUACCCUUUCAUUAUGCAUUGCGUGUAUGUUAA
Lichtheimia ornata is the source of this 789-nucleotide messenger RNA. RefSeq lists its product as uncharacterized. The transcript has a single exon. The record is from RefSeq and is a predicted model, not a curated record. The coding region runs from base 1 to 789 and encodes 262 amino acids. NCBI's taxonomy places the organism in Eukaryota, Fungi, Mucoromycota, Mucoromycetes, Mucorales, Lichtheimiaceae.